CCAGCUCUGGUUCAGUGUGAUUGGACCGCCCAUCAGCCAGUUACCAGGGGCGUGGAUCAAAGCGAACUGAAUGGGGGGGACAUUUGUGUGCCGUGCCGGUGCUGCCGAAUCUCAGCGGAGACAGACGAUGAAAAUAGUGUAUUUGUUGGGUGGACUAUCAUUGUCCUCAGUGGUGUAAAGCGGCACGACAGCAAGCGACGCUGGGGCGGAAUGCGACAAGAGGGAAAGCAGAUACAUACAAGCAAUAUUACCAUUUCUUUUCAGUCGGCAUGUUUUUUGGAUCCGUUUCCGAAAACGGGAUUCAAGCGUACUUCAUCAGCAGACGUCGAGUAGCCGCUGAGGAAAUGAGAAUGAUAUGCAGAUAAUCCACAUUUCGUCGUGGAUUAAUGGCUAAUUUACCUUGAGCCAUCUUUGACGAUGCCGCCCAUCGUUAGCAUCAGUUAAAGGCAGGUUGUUGGAGUGGUGUUGUAUGCUUCUUUACUUUUUUUUUUUUUACCAAGUUCUUCAUAUUGGAUACAUCUCGCCUGUGUUAUCCAUGCAAGUGUUGUUGGUGGUGUCUGUUGGGCAACUGCGUCACCGAGUGGAAGCUGCAGGUAUUCAUCUGUAAGCUGCAUAUUGCGAAAUCUACUCAUGGCACCUAUGACCUGCAAGCCAAAGUGACAUAACUCUUGAAUCAGCAUGGAACCGGAAGCUAAUUCAAACUCAGAGGACCACCCAGGACUGUAUUGUCAAUCACAAUAUGAACUGCAAACUAUGUCUGGAGCCAUGGAUGGCGGAAGCCAUGUGGACUCAGUGGUGAGAGGUGGCAGCGACCCUUCGUUCAGUUAUCAGAAGAUUGUGCAUCAGAGAUUCAUCAGGAGGAGUCUGUGGUUCUCCGACACAGAUGAGCAGUCCUUUGAGGCAUCUGAAUGUGAUCACAGGCUCCUUAAUAUAAACCUGCGAACAAUUGUAGGCAGGACUCGAGGGGCUAGUGUUGGUAUACAUGAGGACUCCAGCACUGAGAGUCAAGGUGGACAAAAAGACAGUGCUACAGAAAGUGCCAGCGCUGAUGAAGAAAGGGGGAAAAGUGGGAGAAAUGUAUCAAAUGCCACCUGCGGCGAUGGGGGCAAAACCACUGUCAAGCCAGCCAGCGAGGAGACGGAGGAAGAGGCAGAGAUGAAGGCUGUUUCUACAUCUCCAGGAGGACGCUUCCUCAAAUUUGACAUUGAGCUCGGGAGAGGGUCCUUUAAGACUGUCUAUAAGGGCCUGGAUACAGAAACCUGGGUGGAGGUUGCUUGGUGUGAGCUGCAGGAUCGUAAGCUGUCAAAAGUGGAACGUCAGCGCUUCAAGGAAGAGGCUGAAAUGUUAAAAGGUCUUCAACAUCCAAACAUUGUCCGCUUUUAUGACUUUUGGGAGUCUCCGCUCAAAGGGAAGAAGUGCAUUGUUCUAGUAACAGAGCUUAUGACAUCAGGGACACUAAAAACCUAUCUGAAGCGGUUUAAGGUAAUGAAGCCCAAGGUGCUAAGGAGCUGGUGCAGACAGAUCCUGAAAGGCCUUCACUUUCUCCACACAAGAACUCCUCCAAUAAUUCAUAGGGACCUGAAAUGUGAUAACAUAUUCAUCACUGGACCUACGGGGUCUGUCAAGAUUGGCGAUUUAGGACUAGCGACACUGAAAGCAGCCUCUUUUGCAAAAAGUGUCAUAGGCACUCCAGAGUUUAUGGCUCCAGAGAUGUAUGAAGAGCACUAUGAUGAAGCUGUGGAUGUCUACGCCUUUGGCAUGUGUAUGCUAGAAAUGGCCACCUCGGAAUACCCCUAUUCGGAAUGUCAGAAUGCUGCACAGAUUUACCGUAAAGUCACAAGUGGAGUCAAGCCAGCCAGUUACAACAAGGUCAUGGAUCCAGAAAUCAAGGAGAUUAUUGGGGAGUGCAUCUGCCAAAAGAGAGAGGAGAGGUAUACCAUCAAAGACCUCCUGAACCAUGCCUUCUUUGCUGAGGACACAGGAGUGAGGGUGGAGCUCGCUGAGGAGGAUGAUGGGAAAAAGACCUCAAUAGCCCUGAAAUUGUGGGUGGAGGACCAUAAGAAAUUGAAAGGAAAGUAUAAGGAAAGUGGAGCCAUUGAGUUCAUGUUUGACCUGGAAAAAGAAGUCCCAGAAGUGGUGGCGCAAGAGAUGGUUGAGUCUGGAUUCUUUCAUGAAAGUGACGCUAAGACUGUUGGAAAAUCUAUUAGGGACCGUGUGGCACUGAUCAAAUGGAGAAGAGAGAGAACUGUAUCAGCCGCUAAUCAAAUUGAUGGGGCAAACGGGUUCCAAGUGGCACCUUCUCAGGGUAUUGCACAUGCGAGACAGCCUCCUUUGCUGGAACCAGAGCCAGACUCUGAGCAGCACAGCCGACAACAUACCCCGCCAGCUAGUGUCACCUCAGUCACAUCAGACAGCACUUUUGACAGUGGCAAGGGCUCCACUGUGUACUCGGAUUCCCACAGCAGCCAGCAGAGUGUCCUCUAUCAGUCCCUACUGGAGCCCAUCACUAUGGCAACACAACAGUGCCACCGAAGUAUACCUUUUCAGACAGAUCGACCUCACUCCUGUGAAACAGGUGAAGUAUUGGGGGGGGUGCUAAGCCCAGAGCUUAGUACUCGUUUUGGAGCUGCAGCCCGCAGAGGAAGUGCUCCUGUCAUUGAUACUCACCACGCAGAACGCAUUGCUCAACUCCAUGCUCUAAAACAGUCUUGGAGAUCAGUUAGUCCCACCCCUGUAGUGAUAGAAAACCAACGGGAACAUCACUCAGAAGCUGCCAGUGGGAAUAUGACACUACCUGUGACAAGUGGCCGUAGACACUCUGACAUUAGCAAUCUAACCUGUCAUCGUAGCAACCAUUUCGCAAAGCAAAGAGGUCAUUUGUGGCAGGCUUCGCUUUCCCUGCUUCAUCUGGGGUCACAGGGAGUGAUCCAGCACCACCCAUCCUCUGAUUCAAAAUACUCCCUCUCCUCAAUGGGAACAUUGCCAAGCACAGGUUUGGGAAACCUUAAAAGUUCAAGUGAUUGUUCAGAUUUCUUACUGCUGCAGAAGUCCCUGUUCAAUAUAAUCAAUCAAAAAGGAACACCGUGUCGUACUGCAUCAACUUCAUCAGCUUCCCACAGAACACCCUGUGUUGCUCAAGUUUGCAACCUGAAGAGUCAGCUCCUGAGUGGCAGCUUAUUUGGGGAUAAAGAGCCUCCUCAUGUCAGCGAGGAUAGAUUCUUUGCAGGAGAGCAGCAAAUUGCCGGUGCUGUAGGAGUGGCCAAUUCUGUGGGACACCAGAAUCAAUCAUCAGAGCUCACAUCUCACCAAUGCCUCCAGCCUGGACAAAGUUACCCUUCUGCUCUCUAUGCUUGCCAACCCGGUGCUGCAACACCAAGUCCAGCUGGUUCAUGCUCAGGCAAUCUCCAUCAUGUAACCGGUGGUUGUUACACACCUCCAAGUGUGCAACAGCAGUCAGCAUUAAGUAUUUCAGCAUCAGCUGGGCCACAACAUGUUGCACAGUGCUACCAGACACAAUGUCACCAAGCACAGCAAGCAGCUUUGAACUGUGUUGCUUCAAUCCAGCAACAGACCUAUGCUGUGUCAAGUUGUCCCAGCUCAGUUCAGCAACAAACUACAGUCACUACAACUUCUCUACCAGCGCAGCAGUCAGAACAAAGUUGCUCUCUUACAUGUGCGUCCUCAAAUAUGGUAGCAAUGGCCCAGUGUCAUUUGGCAAACACUCCUAGUGCAUUGCAGCAGGUUCAAACUGUGGUUAAACUGUCAAAUCAGCAGAUUGGCCUGAGCUCCUCUGCAACAGCACUUUAUAGCCAACAGUCUUUAAUGCAAAACGCUCAAGGCAGUAUGCAGAAAACCCAAAAUAGUAGACAGGCUUGCAUUCAGACACAACUUCAGUGUGGCCCAGACACAAUGCACAGUAUACAACAACAAAUGCAUAAUAUACAGAAAAUGUCACAGCCUCUUCACCAUUCUCAGACUCUUCAAUCGUCUUGUCAACAAGAAGUACACAACCCAACCCUUCAGCAGCAAAACCAGAACCCCAUGCCAAUAACAGUACCACAAUCAAGCCAGGACAUAUCCCAGUCUACAGUCUCACCAGACCAGGCUGCAGCCACAAACCAACACUAUUCUACGACCAGUUUAUCUGAUGUGGGCUCUCAGAGUUAUACACAUUCUGCCCUUAGAGCAGUGCAGCAACAGGCGGUUCCUGUUCAGAGUCAGUACCGAGCUGCACAGUCAUCUGGUACACCACAGGUCUAUGGACGAGUUCCCCAGGUGCUGACUCAUCAGAGCCUUCCAGUCUCCUCACAACAUAUCCAAGCUGCCCAGGACAUGUCUGGUGGUCAGAGCAUUACAUUGGUUGAGCAAGAUGGAUUGAACCAUGGACAAAAUCUCCCCCACUCAGCGUGCAGUUUCACAGCCCAGACAAUAUCUGAUCAGCAGCUGCUAGCUGAAACAGCUGUCCGUCAGCAACUGCAACCACUGCAGAUUUCAUCACCACCAGAACCAGCACACUCAUGCCAGUUUUCUUCACAGCAUCCCACUGUCCGGGUGAUGGCAGCUGUUCCUGACUGUCAAGCCUCCAACCAUCAUUCACACACUGCCCCUCACUCUUCAGCAUCUUCUCUUAACCAUGUCUUCCUUUCCCCUGGAUAUACUUUCCCUAUAACUCCCGCUGUCUCUCCACUUUCUCCUAUUCACAAUGACGUGUUGUUGAAACCUCAACCUUCACCUAUGCUGGGUAAAAUGCCAACACCCACAUCUCCAAAUGAGCAGGGCACAGCUGCUCUGCAGCAAGGUGUCAGAGACGAUGUCUAUUACUCAGAACCUUCAUUUGUAUCAGCUCAAACCACACAUCCCUUAUACACACACUCUGGCCCGUCUCUGAGCACACACCCGCCCACAAACGACAGUGCUCUUACACAGCAUAUGUCAGACCAGGGCACACCUGCUACCUGUGGUCAUUUGGAAAAGCAAAACCAAAGUCAAGUUCAGAACCAGGUUCCCCCUCUCCAUUCCUCUGAGUCUCAGAGAACAUCGUCUGGGUCCGCGGUUUCCAGCCUGACACAGCCACAGCACAGUGGUCCAACUGAGGCCAACGGAGAGGAUCAGACUGCAGAAAAACACACUGGUGGACAAAGCUAUGACAGUGUCAACUCUGAUGCUACAUCAGGCAAGGAGAUGAGUGAUGGUUAUGAGGGGCCACAUGGUGGUAAAGGGGAGGUGAAAGUCCGCAAACACCACCGCAGGUCAACACGCACUCGGUCUCGCCAGGAAAAGAUUAGCAGGCCAAAGCUCAGCAUGUUAAACGUAUGUAACACAGGGGACAAGAUGGUGGAGUGCCAACUGGAAACGCACAAUCAUAAAAUGGUCACGUUUAAAUUUGACCUGGAUGGAGAUGCACCCGAAGAGAUUGCUACAUAUAUGGUGGAGAACGAUUUUAUCUUACCCUUAGAGAAAGAAGUGUUCAUUGAACAGCUGAAGGACAUCGUAGAUAAGGCUGAGGACCUGUUGAGCGAAGACACUGAGGGUGAGAGGAACUCUGACCAAGCAAGCAGUCCUGCAAGUGAUGGAGCUGGCACACUGGCAAUGGAGGGAAUUAAGUCUUGUGUCCCAAGCACCCCACAGCAGGUCUACCAACAAAAUGUCCUUCACACUGGCAAGCGCUGGUUUAUCAUCUGCCCAGUUGCUGAAAUGCCAAUCCAAGACCAAGAGAAAACUCCUCCUCUCAACUCAGCAGACAUGGAAUCUGGAAAGUCUGCCACACUGUCUGGAAAACCGAUCAGCAACACACCUCCAUGUUCUACUGCUCAUAAGUCUUUAUCUUCACAAGGCCCUCUGUCCACGUCAGUGCAGCUUCAAGACCAAAACACUGGCGUAGCCCAAGUCCUUCCGCCAGAGUCCACUGCCAUUAAAACAAAACCCAGUGCUGUGGCUGUUAGCCAAAGUGACACCCUUCCUGUUGAUGAACCUUGCAUCUCUGCUGUGUCUAUAGUAACUGACAUCCCAUGCUGUGCUUUUGUGCCACCAGUCUCUCCGGAUGUGACUGCUAUUGAUAAAGUAGCUGUUUUGGCCACACACACUGGUCAUGGCAAUCAGUCCAGUCCUACUGGUGACCUACCCUUACAGCUGACCACUCAUCAGUCUGUGGUCCUCCAGCAACCCUAUCCCACACCCAUAGCACCGGCGUCAGUCACCUCCCAACCCCAGAGUCCAGCGCAUCAGGUUGGCUCAUUAGGCCAUCCACAGCCAGCAGGUGCGGGGCCUGGAGAGUCAGACAGUGAGGGACCACGCCGGGUGGAGUUUGUUGAUCGCACCAUUAAGACUUUGGAUGAGAAGCUGAGGAACCUAUUGUACCAGGAACACGCUCCCUCCCAGCCUUCUAGUGCGCUGUCUGACCCUCAUACUUCCAGCACAGAAGCGAUCAGCUCAACAUCUGUCUCAGAUGGCCAGAGCAGUGAGGGGUCACUUGCCAAGAAACAGGGGGAACCAUUGGUAAACACUGAAAUUCCUCAGAUUCCUGAAAGCCCAGACUGUGUGGGUGCACAAAGUGACUCCGUUUUGGCAGCUUCUAAUUCAAACAGAAGAGAUGUGGCUGUGAGUUCUGGUCCAUAUAACUUCAAAAGCUGUUUUGAAGUAAGACCCACAUCACCAAAUGUAAUUUGCCAUGUGGAAAAAAGCAAGACUAGCAGCAGCACCUGCUUCUCCCCAACGCACUCUAGUGGUGCUCAAAGGUCCCACAGCCAUGGACCAGAUAGAAAUAACAAAGACUAUGUUAGUGCCGGAAGAUCCUCUUUGACAGCUGCAACCGAUAAAAGUACUAGUGCUUCCAGACCCCAAAUUAGUAACCGCUUCUCUGCCCCACCAAACCUCUUCCAGGCUACACCGGUGUCCAGCACUGAUGUCACACCGCAACAUAUACCACGGGCCAUGACCAUAGGCACCCCAACCCAUCAUCACUACCACCACUCGUCACACCUCUGCUCUGAUUCUGCAGAUGAGGACAGUAGCAGCAGCAAAGCUCCUCCCGUAGCCCAUGUUAAAACCCCAGCUCAUGCUUUUUCCGAGCACAAUGGAAGUGACCUCAUGAAGAGGGCGGUAGCCUUUCUGAAACGCUCUGGUCGGAGCAAAAGCGAGCUGAGUACUGAAUCACCGAGCCGACAGCCACUGGAAAUGAAUGGUCACGCUCCUUCACCUUCUACAGGACAUGCCCAUUCAUCCUACAUGAGUAGCGACAAUGACUCUGAGUUUGAGGAUGCCGACGUGAGGAAAGAACUACAGAAGCUGAGAGAAAAACACAUGAAAGAGAUCUCGGAACUGCAAGCGUUUCAGAGAAGUGAAAUUGAACGUCUGUACAAAGAGCUGGGAAAAUCUCUGCCCCCCAAUGUUGGCCUACUUCAUGCUGCUCCUCCCAGUGGACGAAGACGAAGAGCCAGUAAACACAAACUAAAGCCUGGAAAAUUGCUCAAUCCAAUGGUGCAGCAGCUCAAAAGCAAUCUCACCAACACCACCACCACAGUGGAGAGAAAAGGUGAAAGUACUGGCAGUUCGUCUGGGUCCCCCGCUAAAAGUUCGAUUCUGUCUGACGGUUCUGCACACUCCAGUGGCAGCUCCAGCUCUGGCAAACUGCGCAGCAGAGUCCCAGAGCAGGUCCACACGCAGCAACCCUGUUCUUUGAAAGGCUCUUUCUCCUCGGACAACAUUUGCACUGGGCAACACAUUGACGGGAUGACAAACUUGGCAAGUCAAGGCUGGACGGUUUACCACCAAACAUCAGAGAGAGUCACCUAUAAAUCUAGUAGCAAACCACGCACUAGAUUCCUCAGUGGACCUGUGUCUCUGUCCAUCUGGUCCACUCUGAAACGACUUUGUCUAGGCAAAGAGCGCAGUAGUAGGUCCUCUUUCAGUGCUGCCACAGUUCCAACACAGCCGUCACACGCCUCGGCCACAACAUCACCAUCUCCUCAGUCAAUCGGUCGGCUUGCUCAGGUCCAGACUAACAACAGCAACAAUAAGAGAAACACGUUUACAGACGACUUGCACAAAUUGGUAGAUGACUGGGCAAAGGAGACUAUAGCGGCGUCCCAUCAGCCAUCCCCUUCCUUGAACCAGAUCAAACAACAGAGGCGCUUACAAGACCUGAAAGGCAAAGCUGUGUCCAUGGGAGCAGCUAAAUAUAAGAUGAAAUGCCAUCCUGGUCCCAGCAGGUUGCCUCUCGCCUUCCCCCUGACAACUGCUGUGCACCCAAGUACCACAACAAGCCAAGGUCUCAAUUCUCCUCUAGCGUUGCCCCCUGGGUACUUUUUGCCAGCAUGCUCGUAUGAUGGGGCGGUUCCUGGUCCUCGUUACACUCAGCAAUGGCCUGGCGUGCCAGGCUCUGUUGUUUCACUGAGCCCCUUUGCCACCACAGCAAAACCUGGAAUCCAAGCCUCCCCUCUGGAGAUGUGCAACACUGAGAAUGGCCUCUGUCCAAAAUUUACCAGGACUACCUAAAACCUGCAGUUGUUGUGAAUGGAUAGUCCACUUGUAUUUUUGCUGAGUCACCACAGCUGCACAUGCACUUAUUAUGAGCUUGUAGGUAAGGAAAGGAAGUUUGAUAUUCUGAUAUUCUUUAUUUUGGUUUAAGAUUGUGUGCGUACGUUAUGUAUGAAGACUAAUGCUCACCAACUGAAAUCUGGUCAUUUGUCUUAUAUUACAACAUUUUCAGCAUUACUGCACUUUUAUUUGUUUAGACUAAACACAAAUGUACACUUUAAACACUACUUUGGAUUUCAAAUACUAGUUGGGCCCUAACAAAUCAUUUACCCGAACAACAGUAUUAUCAUUGAUGGAAUGUAGUGCCUUGAACAUUUUCUUCUGUGAAACAGCUUGUCUGCAUACACGUCUCUUUUUUCUUUUUCUUUUUUUUUUUUGAUGCGUCGCUUGAGUCGUCUUUUUUUUUUUUUAUGCCUCACGGACGUCUUUUUGGUUUAAUUAUGCCAUUGUAGCACUGCACUAUUAACACAUGCUCAUAUUCUCAUAAUAAAAUUAACUUUUUUUUUUUUUUACUUUCCAAAAUGCACUGUUGCCUUGUAAAGGAAAAUGGUUCAUUUGUUACUAAUGACAGAAGAAAGAUGAAUUACGCCAGCAGAUGAAACCCCCUCUUUCAGGUCAAAUGGUUCUGUUGGACACAGCACAAGAUUAGGAAGUGUUGUAGCCUUGUGUUGUGAGAGAAGGCAGUGUCCAGAGCCAUAAAUGAUGUACAUAGUUCUUUCUAAGUAACUGCCUCUGGUUAAGUUGUGGUCAGAAUGUAGCAAUUAAUAUGUGAAGGCUUGAGGCUUUAAAGUGCAAUUUAAUCUUUUCACAAAGCUUUGAUUGUGGCAUUGCCACAAGCCUUAUCUAAUGUGCAUAACUGGAGUAGUAAGCGAAAUGCUGGAAUGAAGUAUUAACAUGAAACUCUCAAUUCCGUACUGCUAAAUGUAUCUAGUACCCAGCGUCACGUGUAGUGUGCAAUCACCAGUUAACUGGACGUUUUUAAGUUAUUUGAUUUUUGAUGCUGCUAUUGUGUGAGGGAUACCACUGAACACUGAAGCCUUUUAUUGCCGUUAGAUGGUACUAAAAACAAAGUCCUUAAAUUGAAAUCACAAGGGACAAUUGCCUUUGACGUUUUGUUAGUUGGUUUCAGUUGCAGGCUGCACAGUGGCCUAGUGCUUAGCAUGUUAGCCACACAGUCAGGAGAUCGGGAAACUCUGGGCGUGAUUCUCCGUUUGGCAUCUCUGUGUGGAGUUUGCAUGUUCUCCCCGUCGUGCGUGGGCUUUCUCCGGGUACACCGGUUGCCUCCCACAUUCCAAAAAUAUGCAUGUUAGGUUAAUUGGUGACUCUAAAUUGCCCAUGGGGAUGAAUGUGAGUGUGAAUGGUUUGUUUAUACAGUAUGUGCCCUGCGAUCGGCUGGCGAAAAUGGAUGGAAGGGUUUCAGUUGCAUAAAGCAUUUUUCAAUUUUCAGAUAUUGCAAGUUUGAAAUGACAGCUAAUAAGGGAGAUUUGCACAACAUGUAGAGUCCCAUAAUUGUAUUUUAUGUUGAUGUAUUUUCUUGAGUGUAUGCAGUGGCUUUCACUGUCUGUAAUCUCUUUAAGUCACCAAAGUGUGGUCAGCAUUUGAUUUUUGACAAAACCGAGAGCAAGCAGUUAAUUUAUUGUGGCAUCACAUUUCCACAACACACGAAAGGUUUCAGGACCCUGGUCCUUCCAAGCUGUGAAUUGUACAGGUUUGUGUUAAGUGUAAACUGUAUAUUUUGUGUAUGCAUUGUGGAGAGGUUGGUUUGAUGUAUAGUAUACCAUCAAUUCAGUUUGAAUUGAACUUUUUAUAGUACAUUAUGCAGAAUCCUCUGCUUUGGGGAAAUUAUUCCAGUUGUAAGAGAUUUCUGUUCUCUGGCAUUUGUAUCUGGUGUUUUGUUGUUUUGAGAAGAGUAAGGGUACUUAUUGUUGACCAAUUCAUUUGGUGGCAGAGAUCAAAAGGCUGAAGUGCCAGUUCUGACUUUUUUCCUUCCUGCAUGUCUCUGACCAACAUUCCCUUGCAGUGACUAUGCUCAGAUUGUGGAGAAACUUGUAUUGAAAGUGAGUGGGAUUGCUUCGCCUGCCACUUUCCCUACUGCAUCACUCACCCUGCUGCACUGUAUGACUGUGUGAGAGAUAAAUAAAUAUUAUUUUCAGUCUGA
Messenger RNA from Dunckerocampus dactyliophorus (ringed pipefish), 10693 nucleotides. RefSeq names its product serine/threonine-protein kinase WNK2. The coding region runs from base 679 to 8493 and encodes 2604 amino acids. The record is from RefSeq and is a predicted model, not a curated record. Lineage: Eukaryota; Metazoa; Chordata; Actinopteri; Syngnathiformes; Syngnathidae. The transcript is spliced from 30 exons. Gene Ontology annotation, molecular function: potassium channel inhibitor activity; ATP binding; protein serine/threonine kinase activity. Gene Ontology annotation, cellular component: cytoplasm; cytosol. Gene Ontology annotation, biological process: negative regulation of sodium ion transport; monoatomic ion homeostasis; protein phosphorylation.